AUGGCCGACACGUUGAACGUGCGGGCGAUUUCAGGCGACCUGGUGCUGGCGCUCACUGCAGAAGAACUGCAGGCAUGGGCCAGCGCGCAGGGUCUCAAGGGUGUGACUGUGCUGAUGCUCAAGCAGCGCCUACAAGGCAUUUGCGGACUUUCGAGAUUCCGACAGAGGAUUCUGGCGCGCAGCGCAGUGCUGCACGAUGUCAUCCAUGUGCAGGCGCCCGGAGAGCUGCAGUUGGCGCGCCUCCCUUUUGCAGAGGCCUCCAAGCAAGAGAUCGCCGCGCUCCUCCUGGCGUGCCAUGAAGAGGACUUCGAUCUCGUGGACGAAAUCCUCCACAGGCCCCAAAAUCCAGAUCUCAGCAACGACAGGGGCUUAACGGCAUUGGUCGCUGCAACAGAAGUUGGCAACGCAGACAUCGCCACCCUCCUGCUGGAGGCAAACGCGGACAAGAACUUGGCCGACAGUUUCGGAGCCACGGCUCUUUCUGUUGCAUGCGAAGGACGAUUUACACAGGUCGCGAAUGUCUUGAUCGAGGCCCGUGCAGAUGUCAACAAGGCCAAGCUCCAGGGCGAAGCGCCCUUGCUGACGGCCUGUCGGACUGGUGUGCAAGCCAUUGUUGAGAUGCUGCUGCGGGCCAGAGCCAAUUUGAACCAGGUGAAUGACAACGGCGAGAGCCCUCUCUACCAUGCUGCGAAACAAGGUCAGUGGGGUUGUGCCCGCAUUCUAUUGGAAGCUGGAGCACAGACGGAUCUUUGCAGCUGCAACGGAAAGCAUUCGGGUGGCACGCCGCUCUUCAUUGCUUCUUCCAUCGGCUCGCUUCAGAUCGUGGACUUACUCUUGCGUUUCCGAGCGGACACAGAGAAGGCCACCGAUGCAGGAAGCACUCCGCUAGGAGUAGCGUUUGACAUCAACCGCCUGGAUGUGGUAAAGCUGCUCUUGGGGGCGGGUGCUGGCAAGAAGAUGAGCCGACCAGCCAGCAUCGUUCUGGACUUUGCGGCGAGAGUGCGGCCAAAGGAUCGUCUGCUUUGUGCUGCAGCUCGGGCGGGAGACCUUGAGGUGGCGUCACUUCUGCUGGAGGCCCAUGCAGAGAUUGACACCUUCGACCCUCGUGUGGAAGAAGGGCCCCUUAGCGAAGCCUGCGCCUUCGGAUGUCUUGACAUGGCCCGCAUGCUGGUGGAGGCUGGGGCCGAUGUGAAUGGAAGAGCUGAAGUUUCAGGUCUCUUCUAUGCAUGCCAGUAUGGCCAUCUAGAAGUGGCGCAGCUACUGUUGGAGGUCCGUGCUGACGUCCACCAAUGCACCCUUGCCGGAAUCUACCCUCUCAUGGUAGCAUGUGGAGGUGGGCACAUGGAGGUGGUCCAACUGUUGCUGGAGGCUUCUGCCCAGAUUUUCGAAGUGGCCAACCAUGGCGAGUCGGCACUUUCCGAAGCCUCACGGCACGGCCACGUGGACUUGGUCCGUCUCUUGCUGGAGAGAGGUGCAUGGGCCGCAAACUCUUUAGCCGAUCCACUGAUGGGCCCAGACCAGCUGGAAUCGCCCCUGACUGCAGCUGCCGGCUGGGGUCACGUGGAGGUGCUUCGCCUUCUGCUGGAGGCCCGCGCUGAGGUGAACCAUGUCCACGAAGACGGGGCGACGGCUCUCCGCGAGGCAGCGACCUACGGCCAUGUCCUGACGACCCAGCUGCUGCUUGAGGCAGGCGCUGACGCCAACGCCCUUGAGCCGGGCCGCUGGGACUCGGACCCACCUCUCGUCGCGGCCUCCGGCUAUGGCCAUCUGGAAGUUGUCCGCCUGCUCCUGGCAGCCCGUGCCGAGGUCGGCCGAUCGGUCGGAGGAUCUGCUCUCGCCCAAGCAGCCUGCUUCGGACAUCUCGACGUGGUCCGCGAGCUCGUGUGGGCUGGCGCUUAG
Symbiodinium sp. CCMP2456 is the source of this 1899-nucleotide messenger RNA. The record is from the annotation of a GenBank genome assembly. Lineage: Eukaryota; Dinophyceae; Suessiales; Symbiodiniaceae.